Messenger RNA from Frankliniella occidentalis (western flower thrips), 1443 nucleotides. Its product is annotated as translation initiation factor IF-2-like. Lineage: Eukaryota; Metazoa; Arthropoda; Insecta; Thysanoptera; Thripidae. The record is from RefSeq and is a predicted model, not a curated record. The transcript is spliced from 5 exons. Bases 339 to 1169 code for a protein of 276 amino acids.
CCAGACGUUCGGUAGCUCCAGACGUGACAGUGUGCGACAGUGUGUCAAGUCCGUGUGUAGUGUUUGUGAAAGCAGAAUGUCAUCAGAGGAAGAGGUUUUAAGACUAGACUUCACCGACUCCUCUUCCGAGGAGGAGCAAGUGGUGAGUACUAUAGUGUGUGGAAUUCGUGUGAGUGAAAUCCCUGUGAGACCCGAGAGGUGUCGGACUCCUAACCUGUUGCUACCGCGAGUGCCCCUCCGCCAUGCAUUCUUGAACUCUUUGAUUCACAAGUUCGCUGUGAUUGAGUUCGCCGCGCUUUUCAAAAUAACCGCGAGAGCCCCUUUCCUAACCUUGCCGCAUGUGGAUCUCUAUCGAAUUUCUAUCUUUUCAGCGUGUCAACUUGCGCUUGAUGGGCGCGAGGCCCCCUAGCCCAAGCGAAGUCCCGACCCCGCCCUCAGAUUGGGCUGCGGGUCCUUCAUCACGCCCUACAGAGGCAGAGGAUGAAAUGGCCAAGGAGGCGGGACGCACCUUCGCCUCGAGGGUGGCUAUUGUACACCCCCAACCCCGCAUCCCUGUACACGAGCGGCUCGGAGUACGUGAAGAGGAAGACCCCACCACGACCACGGCUGCGCGCGGGCGCGGGCGCGGACGCGGCUCCUAUCGGGGUCGCCGCUACAUUUCACCACCUCAGCGCGGUCCGGUUCAUAGCCGCCUCGGGGCUGAGGGCGACCGCCAGUGGCACGGCCCGGGGCUGAGGCAGGCCGUCACCGCCCGCCCCGCCAGAGCCACCCACGACCCCGCCGUCCCCGAGCCCAAGCCCCUCAUCAGCGCGGCGGCGAUGAGGGAGGCCGUCAGGCGGGCCGAAGCGGCAGCGCGGCGCGCCGCCAAGCAAGAGGCCAAGGAGGCCACGGAGGCGGUGAGGGAGGCCGCGGAGCGCCCGGUCGUCGUCGUAAGGCCGGAGGCCCGCCCCCGUCGCCCCAUCCCCACGCCCCGCCGGCCCGUCCCCGCGCCCCGCGGUCUGGCGGCCGCAUUGGCCGAGAUAGCACCGAGGAUGGCGGAGGCUCACUUCGCCGCCCCCGCUGCAGCCCCUGCCCAGCAAGCCGACGUCCCCCAGGUUGACGCCGAGGUCCCGGAGGACCCUACACGGCGACGCCGCACCCGCCCGGCUAACCCAGCUCCCAAGAAGUAGGGAGUUGCCAUCGCCCAUAUGAUUUUUUUUGUUUCUAUUACCCCGCCCAGAUGGGCAUGUGAUUUCCAUAUAAUUUAACUAAUACCCCGCCCCAAUGGGGAAGACUGAUUUUUAUUAAUAAAUUUAUAUAUUUGUAACUUGUGUCUCUCUUAUCAUGACCUUUCAAUCCAAUUUUUAAUGCUGGUGCACUUUGCCGUUGGCAUGCUCAAGCUGACAUGUUGAUGUCGAACAUUAUUGAAGUUGAAGAAACGGGGCCAAGUCUGAUAUGAGAUCU